Opisthorchis viverrini is the source of this 192-nucleotide messenger RNA. RefSeq lists its product as hypothetical. The record is from RefSeq and is a predicted model, not a curated record. The transcript is spliced from 2 exons. NCBI's taxonomy places the organism in Eukaryota, Metazoa, Platyhelminthes, Trematoda, Opisthorchiida, Opisthorchiidae. The annotation marks the transcript as partial. Gene Ontology annotation, molecular function: NAD+ poly-ADP-ribosyltransferase activity.
CGGCGGAAAAUAAAAGCUUUAAAAGAUAAAUAUUUGCACCCGAUAGACAAGAAGUAUGCGUCACUCCAGUGUACCUUAGACUAUUUGGAUACUUCAACCUCGGAAAGACAACUGGUCGAAGAAUACUUCGCUGCAGUCGGUUCUGACUCCUGCGAAAUUCUGCAUGUUUGGCGUGUUUCCCAUAAAAAAAGA